Messenger RNA from Uloborus diversus, 3513 nucleotides. RefSeq lists its product as uncharacterized. Gene Ontology annotation, cellular component: plasma membrane. The record is from RefSeq and is a predicted model, not a curated record. Gene Ontology annotation, molecular function: protein binding. Lineage: Eukaryota; Metazoa; Arthropoda; Arachnida; Araneae; Uloboridae. The transcript is spliced from 5 exons. Bases 1 to 3414 code for a protein of 1137 amino acids.
AUGAGAUGCCUCAUCGUGCUCUUGUUUGCUCUGGGAUGUAUGGUUCCGGCCAAGACGGAUAAGGAUAAUCCGUGCAAAGCAUGGGAAUUCCGUUGUAGCAACAAUCGCUGCAUUUCGCCCAAUCGGUUCUGCGAUGGAACGGAUGACUGCGGAGACUCUUCGGAUGAAGUCAACGGUUGCACCAACUGCAACCAGACUUUGAUGGGCGAAAUGGGAACUAAAUAUCCACUGCGGAUUACGGAACCGUUCCUGAGGAAUUUCCCGUUUGUAUGCCAGCUCCAUCUGGUUGCCGGAGGAGGAAACACGCUCGGGGAAAGGCUGGAAAUCACGUUUCUCUCCUUUCAAAUUGGAUCUCUUUCUUUGGGCAGGAAUGGCAGCGAGGACAAACUGGAAUGCCAACGGGGCUAUCUUCGCCUUUCUGAAUCGCAUGAAGAUUUCUUCCUCGCAGACGAUGGGUCAAGAAAACCUGCUUCAACGUUGAGGAGUCAGCAGACACGUGGUUUUUCGCAACUCAUCUCAGCUUUUAAAGAGCCACCAACAAGACAGCUGUCCACUCUGUAUGACCUAACCGUUAAUUUGGAGCCAGAUUUCGGUCUUUUCUGUGGGAGUUUGAUAUCUUCAAACCUUGGAGUGUCUUUUUACUCCACUGGGAAUAAUGUCACGUUGUCUGUGCAUUUACCGCCAAGAUCUACCGUUGGUACGACUUCUAUGAUGGGCUCGUCGUUUGGACUGUAUCUAACUUACAGGUUUCUGUACUCAUCGUCAGCAAAAGCACCCAUCGACAAUGAAGCUUCUGUUCAUCUCGGCAACCCAGUGGCAAAUACCUAUUGUGACAAAGCCUUCGUUAACUGUGACAGGAAACGUUGCCUGAUACGAUCUCCUAACUUCCCUGGUCUCUACUUGAGGAAUUUCACCUGCAACUACUACCUGAGGCAAGAUCACAUUCCUUACGGCAAGAGGGCUCAAAUCGUCGUCUCACAACCGAACGAGUACAAGAUAUCAGUAAAUACAGGAUCGUCAGUGAUGCGGUUGGAUCCCAGGAAAAGUAGAAACCAGGGAAGCGGCGGUUUAUCUUCGGAUUGUGCUGGAGACGUUGUCCGCAUUUUCGACAAAAUCAACUCUGAAAGCAAUGGAGGCCGCUUACUGCUAACGGAGUUUUGUGAAUCUGGAGCACUAAGCGACGUGGUAUCGAGUGGACCGGAAAUGCUUGUGCAGCUGUACAGUGCACCCGCAAAUUUGCUGUACGAAUCCCGACUGGAGCUGGAAAUCAGAGUCGAGUUUACUGACGCAAAUGAAUCCGUUGACGAGUUUCGAUUUUACAAAGACGCAAAUUGUGACAUCGUCGUGUAUGGCUCAGAUACGAGAUCGGGUGUUAUCCGAAGUCCAAGACAUAGUGUCCCAAGAAAUACCACGUGCACAGCAAGACUUAUCGGCAAAGAAUCACAGAAAAUAUGGCUGUAUUUUGUAUCCUAUUUUGUACAAGAUCACGAAACGUUAGGUUUUGAUCUCCAUCCCUCAAGCACAGAAUAUCAGCGUGGCUCUAUAAAUGAAGAUACUUGUGAUAUUAGUUCUUUAGAACUUUUCUUGGAUGUACAAAGAAAUACAUCGGGCUACAGAAUAUCUUCCACUUCUAACAAUACCCAUAAGUUUUGUGAAAAGACCUUACCAUCCAUGUGCACAAGAGCAUCUGAUUAUUCUAAUUUCGUUCCAAAACGGCCUUGCUUGCCUCCAAAUGAAAGUUACCUUUCCCUCAGUUCUGAAGUCUUUGUUAAAUACUCGGUGUUUAUGCGUGCUUCUGAUGUUGUUUCAUCACUCUCUGCUACAUCCUUUAUCAUAAAGUACGAGUUUGUUGACACAGAUACACCUGACGAAACAAACAAAUCAGAUUCCAAUCUUUUGAGACCAUGUGGGUCAAGUUUUAAUUCUUCUGUUGCUUUUUCGGGUUCAAUUAAAUCUUCAAGAAAUAUAUUCUUGUAUGGGAGAGGAGGAAAAGAACACUUAUCAUGUGAUUACUUUUUUGAACUGUCUCCUAAAGAAAGAAUAGUGUUUGAAAUCGCGCAUUUUUAUUCAUCAAUUAAUUCUUGUACUACUGUUUUUGAUCCUCUUCUGAGAAGAUAUAACUGCCGUUUUGAUGGUGACAUAAUGUCAAAGCCUUCUUUUUUACCUGUGACAUCCCUAAACAGAUAUUCUUAUUUAACAUUUGUCGAGUCAUCUUCUUCGUCUUCGGUGUUUAUUGGGUGUGUUUGUGAUAGCGUUAUUUUAUCUUCAUCAAGACUUAAAUUCACAUCAACAGCAUUUGAUGUCCCUUCUUUAACAACGUUAAGUUUCCGAGUUUCAGGAAUGACUUCAUUCGAAGAUUUCAAUCAUUUUCAAUUCAUGGUGCGUUUUAGGUUUUUACCCCCAAACUCUACAAUUGGAGAAUGUUCUGUUCUCCCAGAAAGCUUGGAGAAAAACAGAACUCAUGGAGGAGAGUUAACUUUCCAAGCAGUGCCAUCAGUGCCAGUUACUGGCGAAAACUUCCUUCGCUGCCAGUGGGUCCUCCAAUCAUCUUCACCAGAUGCGUACUUAUACCUUCGACUUCAAGGCAGGAUAUGUGAUGGUAAACAAGAGCUUGACAAACUAAAUAGAGUUGUUCUUUAUAGCAGUGGUGCUAAUGGCUUGAUGCAACCCAAAUCGGUACUUUGUCUUGCCUCAAACUCCGAUGCUGGGGUAAAGCCUGAAAGUGACAUCAUUGAUUUUUUCUCUACAUCCUGGCACAAUAAUGAUUCCAGAAACUCUCAACAGUUCGCUAAAGAUGACACUUUGAGCUCGAAUGGGCUUUUUGACAAAAAUCAUUCCAUAGCGGACAGAGUGAUUGUGGAGCUUAUAGCCUUUCAGAAAGGUAGAUUGACACUUAGGUGGUUAGAGGUAACCAGGCCAUCGUUAAAGCCUGGAAAUGGGGAAAUGCACACUGAAGAAGGCAGGACUAUGAGAAAUGUCAACUGUCUCUUUGAGUGCCCAGAGCUUAGUGCCUGCAUCAAUCCAGAACUAUGGUGCGACGGCGUAGUGCAUUGUCCUCACAGUGGAUUCGAUGAAUCCGCCGAAAACUGCCAACACGCAGUGACUCUAUACAUUUCUGUGGCAGUUGGUUGUUUAGUUGCAUGCAUGGCACUAGGCCUUGCAGUAUUCUUUUUAUUUCGCAGGUACUCUGAGCAGAGACACAGUAUUCAAAGGACUCAUCCGACAACAUUUGAGCACCACCCUCACUGCCUCCAACACAAUCAGGGCAGAGAGGUGGGGAGCAAGAAUUUCCAAAAUGCAUCGCCUGUUUUCAUGGUGAGCGGCAGCAUAAAGAAAAAGAAAAAGAAAAAUAAAGACGAUUUUGUUCGACACAUUCAGACGGUGGAAGUGCGUUUUCCUGACAUUCACAUGUGAUGAACCACGUUUCUGGAAUCUCAUCUGUCAUAUUUACCCCCGUUUUGAAUCUUUUUUCUACAUGGAAAAUACCCUUUUACAAUAAACUUUAUUGACUAU